This is a messenger RNA of Myotis lucifugus (little brown bat), 1020 nucleotides long. RefSeq names its product visual system homeobox 1 (gene VSX1). Gene Ontology annotation, molecular function: transcription cis-regulatory region binding. Gene Ontology annotation, cellular component: nucleus. The record is from RefSeq and is a predicted model, not a curated record. NCBI's taxonomy places the organism in Eukaryota, Metazoa, Chordata, Mammalia, Chiroptera, Vespertilionidae. Gene Ontology annotation, biological process: regulation of DNA-templated transcription.
AUGCGUUUUGUAGGAUCCUUCCGAGUGCUCCUGGCGCCGUGCGGGGUGGCCGAAGGGGCUGGGGAGGGAGACCCCGGGACCCGGCCCAAAGGCUUCGCCAUCACCGACCUGCUGGGCCUGGAGGCUGAGCUGCCGUCUCCGGCCGGACUCGGUCCGGGGUCGGGCUGCGAGGGCCCAGCGGCCGCGCCCCGUCCCAAUCCCGGGCUCGGCGCCCCCCGCCUCGCGCUCGGGACCCUUCCGCUGGGUCUCGGCUUCCUCUGCGGCUUCGGUGCACAGCCCCCCGCGGCCGCUAGGGCGCCCUGCCUGCUCCUCGCCGACGUGCCCCUUCUGCCUCGCCGGGAGCCCGAGCCUGCGCCCCCACCAGCCCUCCGCCGCCCGCCAUCCCCGCUUGGCCGCCAGCAGCGCAGCGAAAGCGUCUCCACGUCGGAUGAGGAAAGCCUACCUGGAAACAGGAGUGACCUGAAGGUGUCCCCAAACCCUGGCAAGAGGAAGAAGAGGCGGCACAGAACUCCCCGCUCAGAGACACCUCCAAGCGCCCUAGUCACAGUGUCUCCUGCCUCAUACCAGGUCUGGUUUCAAAAUCGGAGGGCCAAGUGGCGGAAGCAGGAGAAGCGCUGGGGCGGCAGCAGCGUGAUGGCCGAGUAUGGGCUCUACGGGGCCAUGGUGCGACACUGCAUCCCUUUGCCGGACUCUGUCCUCAACUCCGCCGAGGACAGCCUGGCCGGUUUCUGUGCGCCCUGGCUCCUAGGGAUGCAUAAAAAAUCCACAGGGAUGAUAAGGAAACCAGGAAAUGAAGAAAAGCUGGCUGGGUUCUGGGGCCCUGACCACCUCAAGGAAGGUUCUAGUCCAAGUCAGGCAAGAUCCCGGAGCGUCGCCAAUGCAGCCAGCCCUGAGAGUAACUUGGAAGAUGUUGCCAUUGAUCUCUCCAGCUCCUCAUGGCAGGAAACCAAGACGGUGCACCCGAGGGCCAGUGCUCAAGAUUCGGAGGGGCUCCAGCCUAGGAAGGUGGGAGCCUUCUGA